This is a messenger RNA of Suricata suricatta (meerkat), 4350 nucleotides long. RefSeq names its product coiled-coil domain containing 191 (gene CCDC191). The transcript is spliced from 19 exons. The record is from RefSeq and is a predicted model, not a curated record. NCBI's taxonomy places the organism in Eukaryota, Metazoa, Chordata, Mammalia, Carnivora, Herpestidae. Gene Ontology annotation, molecular function: phosphatase binding. Bases 286 to 2958 code for a protein of 890 amino acids.
AUGCUGCUGGCGCCCCAGGAAAAGGCCUCCUCAAGGAAGAGGAUGGGGUCGAAUCGCUGGAAACAGUUUACCGGGAAGCCGAGUCCCAAGAUUGAUAUGUGACCAAUGUUGGUAGAAGUCUGUGUGAUGUUUACUUCAUUUUCUGCUUUGUAAAACAGUAGAAGAUUGAUUAUCCCUCACCACACCCCUUCCCUUGAGUUCUUUUUGGACCAAACAAUAUUCCUGCUAUAGCCUGCCUUUGACCCUGACAAUGUGGAAAACUGGAUUAAGGGACUGUCUGCUGUGAUGAGUGACGAUCACAGAAAACCUGUCAGGAAAUUCGGUGCCUUUGACCAGAGGAUGGAGAAAGCCUCAGGAUAUGCAGUUUCCAAAGCGUUCUCUGCUAGAAAUUCUGAUUUAUCCAGAAGGCUUUGGAGCCAUACCAUAGAUUUGGAAACACAUGAGCAAAUAGAGGAUCAUGAUGAAGUCUAUGCAGAAGCUCAGAAGCUAGUCAGUGACUGGUUAGACACCAAACUUAAGCGAGAACUCGCAAGUGAUGGUGAAGAUGAUGCUAAAGACAUGGUAUCAAAUGUUCCUUCUGUGCUGGAAGCUGGUGGGCAUUUGAAAUAUGACAAGUUUGAUGAGUUAUGUGGCUAUUUGGAGGAAGAAGAGGAAAGUACCACCGUUCAAAAAUUUAUAGACCAUCUGCUCCAUAAAGAAGUGGUGGAUUCUGGAAUGUUGGAAGGUCUUGGAAUGAAUGGAAACCAAGACAAGCCGCAGCAGAAGGAUCCUCGUCUUACCAUGGAGAUGAGACAUAAGCAGGUGAAAGAAAAUCGCCUAAGACGUGAGAAAGAACUGGAGCGCCGGAGAAUUGAAAAGACCCUGAAAAAAUCAGCCUUGUUAGAGGCUCAGUAUUUGGUGCAAGAAGAAAAGAAAAAGAAGGCUCUGGAAGCCAAGAAAGAGGAGGAGGAGAUUCAAAGGGAGAUGGUAAAGCUGAGGAGGGAGAUAAUUGAGAGGAGACGCACUGUGGAAGAAGCAUGGAAAAUAGAGAGGAAAAAGCAGGAAGAAAAUUCUCAAAAAAAUACAGAAGAAAGCAUCUUUCAGAGUGAUCAUAUUCUUCUGGAUGAAGAAAAAAUGGCAAAAGAAAGAAAGAAGAAACUGAAAGAGUUAUUAAUCCAAACUUUCAAGGAAAAUCAUCAGUGUCAAAAACGGUAUUUCUCUGCCUGGCACAAGCUGAUCCUUGAUUACAGGAUCAAGCUGGGAAAAGCUGGGACCCUGUCUGACUGGAAAUUUCAACUGAAAGUCCUGCGGGCCUGGAGAGACUACACAAGAUCCCAGAAGUUGGCGCGGGAGACUCAAGCCAUGGAAAAUCACCUUAGGGAAGAAAACAGAACUUUGUUGCUUAGAAAACAACAGCUGGCCGCUGAGUAUAACCGGAAACAAGUUCUCCGACACCGCUUUACAGAAUGGCAGCAUUGGCAUCAUGCAGAGAUGGUAAAGAGAGAGCUGGCUCGAACAAAGGAGGAAACCAGGAAGAGGAUGAAUGAGCUGCUGAAGGCAGCAUCACUAGGGAAACUCAGCACAGAUGGGUCACCUGGCAUCAGUCUACUUGAGGAGGCAGCAGCCAUGGUGGAUGCACCCGCAAGAAAUGGAGAGGUGACUGGUGGGCUGCCUUUGUGGGAAAAGCCUCCCUCAGAGAGCAGUGAUUGCCUACCCAGCUCUCACCUAGGAAGACCAACAAAGAGCAGCUUGCAUGUCCCUUUGAAUGCAUCUGACAAUAAGCAGCAUGAGACCCAGGAUGUUGAGCCGUCCCAGCAGCCUGGCAGCAACAAGAUCAGAACCACCAGCCGGAAAGCAAAAUCCAUGUGCGUGGGUCAUUUCUGCAACCGCCAUGUCCUCCAGCAACAGUUGAUUGAAAAGCAAAAGAAGAAACUUCAGGAACAACAGAAAACAAUUCUGGAGCUGAAGGAAAGCCAGCGGUUAGCAGAGGCUCGGUGGGCAGCAGAGAGGGCUGCCGCAGUCACCGAUGCACGGAGCUGCCAGCUGCCAAACCCCAGAGAAAAAGAACCUAAAAGAACCUGCCAGGUGCUUCCAAACUCGCCUGUUGCUUCUCCUGGAACUGAUGUCAGUAGAAGUGAUUCCCAAAAUCCUGCUGGAGCCAGAAGGAACCCAAGGCAGCUGAUGGCACCCCACCCCAUACUAAAAGCCAUGGAAGAGAGAGCAGUUCAGCGAGCUGAACGUAGGCGGAUCUUGGCAGAGAGGAAGAAAAAACAAGAAGAGGAGAAAUUGGCCCAGUUACAGGCCCAAGAGGAGGACCGUCAGAAGAGGGAAGCAGAAGAAAAGGAAGCUCAGCUUAAGAGAAAACGAGAAGAGAAGAGACUACAGAAAAUGAAAGAACUAGAGAAGCAGAAGAGAAUUAAGAGGAACCAACAGCUGGAAGCAGCUGCCAAAGAACAUUAUGAAAGAGUGUUGCUAAGAAAAAAAGGCCUGGAGCCUUGGAAGAGAUUGCGAACGCAGAGCAAGCAGAACGUUCAGGUGGCCGAAGAACAUCACUCUUUGGCUCUACGGAGGAAAUGCCUGCUGUCCUGGUUCCAGUAUAGUCAGCAAAGCCUGGCUACGAGGACAGCCUGCGCUGACCGACUUUACUGCCAAAUACUGCUUAGGAGAGUUCUCCGGAGCUGGCUACAGCACGUGACUGAUGUGGAGGAAGAAGUCCGAGAACUGUGUGUACAUUUUCUUCAGAAGAGGAUGUUCAGGGCCUGGUGUGACACGGUCAGGGCGGCCAAGACUGAUUCCCAGAGCAAGCUCAAGAUUGCGGUGGAGCACAGUGACAGGAGGAUUCUCUGGAUCACAUUUGAGACGUGGAAGAAGUUUGCAAACUCUAUGAAAGAAGAAAGAAGAAAAGAAGAAAGGCGAAAGCAACUCCGCAGGAAGGUAGCUGAAAUUCUCCCGGACUUCCAGAUGCUCGCGCCACUGUGACUGUCGUAGCAGCAGCAGACGCUGGCCUUUGUGUCCCAGGAGUCCUUGGGGGGACGGUGUGCACGCACGGAUAUGCCUGCUCUGUGUUCCAUCGAAUACUUCUUGGACCUGAGGGAUUAUCUGGGAAUUGUUCACUUCUUUCUUUGGUUCCUCUUGGAUUGCUAAUUCACUAAAGCAUUUAUCACAGCAGGAUCAUUCAGAAGAACAGUCUAAAGCUCAACUAUUCAAAUGCAUCCUACAUAUUUUUAGCAUCAAAGACUUUAAAGAGGACAAGUGUUUGCUUGCCUGAGUCUUUGAAGGCCUUAUGGUGUAACAUGAGUUGUUCACAAGUGUACCUUCAAGAGAAGUUAAAGGUAGUGGGUACUUAGAAGAGGCAUCACAGGUCCUCCAUGAUCUAGAAGGUCAGCAUCAGGAACAUUCUGCCAGGCCCCAUCCUUCUGUCCACCCCGGAUGGAAAAGCACAAAUCACACAGAACCCGUGCAGCUGCAGCAAAGGGCCAGCCACGGACCCUCAUUUAAGAGAAACUGUGGCACCGGAGAUCUUCCCUUCGAUGCAUCCUCGCCAGCAUGAAGGGGACUCCAGAAGCCAACGGCUCCAUCAGAAGCAGUCCAGAAGUUCGUUAAAAUGUGUGUUCGUGCUCACAGCCACGGCUUUGAGGUAACAUGCUGUCUUGUAGUCCUCAGCUCCGUUUGAUGCACGUACAGAGAUGCUGCUCUCAAAAGAAGGAUUACCUUUAAGGUGCAAAAAACUGACAAAAUACUCUCCUGUGGACUGUCUGAAACAUAUGCCAGAAAAAAAAAAAAACACUUCAUCACAAACACCAGGAUUACUGUAACAGACCCAAGUAAUCGAGAAGGGUGCCCAGUCAAACCAGAAGGCCCCUUGCAGCCCGAGUCACUACUGUUGUUUGGUAACUUGAGAAUUUCAGUUAGUAAAAUAAACCUGUGUGCUGUUCCAGAAACCACUGUCGUCUCUCACUCCCUGCAAAGGACGUGCCCAUCUGCCGCCGGCACAGCGCCCUCGUCCUUUGUCUCUGGAACACGUGUGAGGAUUUACUCAGAACUGACAAAACGCCCUCAACCAAACUUGAUUUCUUCUACAGACUCCCGGUCCCCACACAUACUUUCCUUUCAUGUGAGUAUACAGAUGUCAGCUAAAAACUCUUUAAGACCAACAGUGCGAAAGAAAACAGUACUAAAACUAAUUCAUACUUAAUCUCCAUCCAAAUCACCUUCCGCUACCCUUGCCUGUAGGACAGCACAGAACCCUGGCGACCAGUAGCACCCAGACACCAAAAACCAACUUUAGGUCAGUUCCAAGCCUGCAGAUAAGAAGGAGUUAAGUCAACAUGCCAAGGGCCCAAAUAAAUAAAGCUUACAUUUUCUCUCUCA